AUGAACAUCCUUACCAAUGUCAUGAUGAUUGCUCUACCGACUCCAAUGGUCCAGAAACUGAAAUUGGGCAAGCACGACAAGGCUAUGCUAUUUGGUCUAUUUCUUCUGGGGGGGUUCGUAACAAUCACUUCGAUUCUACGGACCACCUCUGUCCAGCAUCCGUUGAAAAACAGAAUGGACAUUACAUUCGACUUCAUCACACGCGGCAUCUGGACGCUGAUUGAGGCGAACCUGGGCACCAUUAUUCCGUGUCUGGUAGUGUUGAGGCAGGAGCUUGUAGUUGUGUCUCCGCGAUCGCUUAGAAAAUCUCGAGCUGCACAGCCCGGUCGCGAUGACGAGAAGGGCUUCGCAUUCUGCUCUCCUGGUGGCAUCGGUCACGCCAUUGCAACUGAAUUCCAGAAAAAUGGAUAUCACGUCAUUGCCACGGCGCGUCGAGCCGAGGUCCUUGAAGAGUUGCGCAAGACGGGCAUGAGCGUAGUCUCGCUGGAUGUUUGCGACAAAGCCAGCAUCCAAAGAUGCAAGGAAGAGGUCGCGCAGAUUACCGCCGGAAAACUCGACAUUCUUGUCAACAACGCCGGCGUCAACCACACUAUUCCCGCUACUGACAUUGACAUUGAUGAUGUCAAACAGACCUUCAACGCCAAUGUCUUUGGCCCGAUGCUCAUGUGCCAAGCUUUCGUGCCGCUCCUCAUCCCUGCCCGUGGCCUCAUCAUCAACAUCUCUUCCGUGUCGGCCAUUGUCCCGUACCUCUUUGCAUCCGUCUACUCGUCGACAAAGGCUGCGCUCGACGGCUACUCGCGCACGCUGCGUCUGGAGCUGAAGCCGUUCAACGUACGCGUCAUGGUGGCCAUGACGGGCACCGUAAAGUCCAACAUCACCUCGCACUUUGUGCGGGAGCUGCCGAGCAGCUCGCUCUAUCAGCCCGUCAGGGACAUGUAUGAUGAGCGCAUACAUUUUAGCCAGAAGAACUCGCCCAUGGACGCCGACGUCUAUGCGAAGAAGCUGGUCGCGGCGGCGCUCAAGGGCGAGGGCUGGUUUGGCGGCUUGUUCGGAAGGACGCCCGAUUGGUUCUGGGCAGGCGGCCUCGCAAAUGUCGCAUGGUUUGGACAGACAUUCUUUCCGCGGCGGUUUGCCGAGUUUCUUACGUCCAUUACUUUCAAAAUUUCAAAGAUGGCCUAUAUAAUUGCCGAGGCCAGAGCCAAGAGGAAUUGA
This is a messenger RNA of Beauveria bassiana ARSEF 2860, 1212 nucleotides long. Its product is annotated as short chain dehydrogenase. Gene Ontology annotation, cellular component: endoplasmic reticulum; lipid droplet. The transcript is spliced from 5 exons. Lineage: Eukaryota; Fungi; Ascomycota; Sordariomycetes; Hypocreales; Cordycipitaceae. Gene Ontology annotation, biological process: triglyceride catabolic process; phosphatidic acid biosynthetic process. Gene Ontology annotation, molecular function: acylglycerone-phosphate reductase (NADP+) activity; triacylglycerol lipase activity. The coding region runs from base 1 to 1212 and encodes 403 amino acids. The record is from RefSeq and is a predicted model, not a curated record.